AUGGAGACAAUGCAGCGCUACGUUUCGCCCAUCAACCCAGCGGUCUUUCCACACCUAGCCACAGUGCUUCUCAUUAUUGGUACAUUUUUCACAGCCUGGUUCUUUGUUUUUGUUGUCUCGCGCAAGAGCACAAAAGAGAACACAUUAAUUAAGGAGCUCCUAAUCAGCCUGUGCGCGUCGAUAUUUCUCGGAUUUGGCAUUUUGUUUCUUUUACUAACCGUUGGCAUAUAUGUAUGAGAAACAAAUCAAUUGUUAGCAUUCCGAUUUUAAGAUAAAUAUAUACUUACAUAUGUA
Drosophila virilis is the source of this 294-nucleotide messenger RNA. It is a transcript of the gene kud, whose product is annotated as oligosaccharyltransferase subunit 5 kud. The record is from RefSeq and is a predicted model, not a curated record. Gene Ontology annotation, cellular component: membrane-bounded organelle. Gene Ontology annotation, biological process: protein N-linked glycosylation. NCBI's taxonomy places the organism in Eukaryota, Metazoa, Arthropoda, Insecta, Diptera, Drosophilidae.